UUUUUUUUUUAUUAUUCUUUUUUCUCACUAUAUUAUAUAUCCUCACAUUAUUAUUAUUUUAAUUCAUAAUGGGUGGCAUGGAAUUUACUGACAAAGUAGAAAAAGCAUUAGGACAAGCACAAAGUUUAGCAUUAUCUUAUGGCAAUUCACAACUAAUGCCAGCUCAUUUGGCAUGUACACUUUUUGACGAAACGGAUGGACAAUCAUUAUUCAAAACUAUUCUGGAAAAAGCCGGUGUAGAACCUCAAACUGUAGAACGUGGUUACAAGAAAAAAGUGGUGCAAUUACCAGCUCAAGAUCCUCCACCUACUGAAGUCACCAUUAGUCCUCAAACUGGCAAGUUAUUACAAGCAGCCAAGACACAUAUGAAAAACCAAAAGGAUUCUUAUAUCGCGGUGGACCAUCUUAUUCUUGCCUUGGCAGAUGACCCAACGACAUUUCAACCCAUGAAGGAUGCAGGUGUGACGAAAAAGUCAUUAGAGAAUGCAGUGACUCAAGUACGAGGGAAUCGACGCGUGGAAAACAAGAAUGCCGAAGAAGUAUAUGAUGCUCUCAGCAAGUAUGCAGUGGAUCUGACAGCUAUGGCACAAACUGGCAAGUUGGACCCUGUGAUUGGACGUGAUGAUGAAAUUCGACGAGUGAUCCGUGUGUUGGCAAGACGUACCAAGAACAACCCUGUCUUGAUUGGUGAACCUGGUGUGGGCAAGACAGCCAUUGCAGAAGGAUUGGCGCGACGGAUCGUGGAACGGGAUGUACCUCAAACAUUACAAUGCAAGCUAUUUUCGUUGGAUAUGGGCGCACUGAUUGCUGGGGCCAAAUACCGUGGUGAAUAUGAAGAACGACUCAAGGCAGUGCUGAACGAGGUCAAGGAAUCCAAAGAAGGCGUGAUCUUAUUUAUUGAUGAAAUCCAUACUGUGCUUGGUGCUGGCAAGAGUGAAGGAAGCAUGGAUGCUGCCAAUUUGCUGAAACCCAUGUUGGCUCGUGGUGAACUUCGAUGUAUUGGUGCAACCACAUUGACAGAAUAUCGACAAAUCGAAAAGGAUCCUGCAUUUGAACGACGUUUCCAAAAGGUGGAUGUAGGUGAACCGACAGUAUCAGCCACUAUCUCGAUUUUGCGUGGACUCAAGGAACGUUAUGAAAGUUAUCAUGGUGUCAAGAUUACCGAUUCAGCCUUGGUAUCAGCGGCUCAACUUUCAGAUCGUUAUAUCACAGCACGAUUCCUUCCUGAUAAAGCCAUUGAUUUGAUUGAUGAAGCGGCAGCAAGUCAACGUGUACAAUUGGAUUCAAAGCCUGAAGAAAUCGAUAUUUUGGAACGCAAACUCUUUCAACUCGAAGUGGAAUCGACCGCAUUGGCCAAGGAAAAGAACAAUAAGGAAGCUCAAGAACGAUUGGAAAAGGUCCGUGAACAAAUGGCUGCCAUUCAAGAAGAAUUGAAACCUCUCAAGCUCAGAUAUGAUAUGGUCAAGGGACGAUUGGAUGAAAUUCGUGAUCUCAAACAAAAACUCGAUCAACUCAAACAAAAGGCGGUGGAAGCAAAGAAUCAAUACGACUUGGCCACUGCUGCUGAUAUCGAAUAUUAUGCCAUUCCAAAUACGGAAGAGAAAAUCGCUAAUUUGACGGCUGAAAAGAAACAAGGUAUGGUGGAUGCGCCUGAUCAAAUUGUUAGUGAAGUGGUACGACCAGAACAAAUCAUGGAAGUGGUAUCACGAUGGACUGGUAUUCCUGUACAAAAUUUGGCCAAAAGUGAACGAGAAAAGUUGUUACAUAUGGAAACUGAAAUUCGAAAACAUGUGGUUGGUCAAGAUCAAGCGAUUCGUGCUGUAUGUGAUGCCAUUCGACUGUCCAAGGCAGGAUUACAAAACCCUAGUAAACCAUUAGCAAGUUUUAUGUUUCUGGGACCUACUGGUACUGGCAAGACGCUUUUGUGUAAAACAUUGGCUGAAUUCCUAUUCAAUGAUGAACGUGCGAUGAUUCGGAUUGACAUGAGUGAAUUGAUGGAACAACAUAGUGUGGCUAAAUUGAUUGGUGCUCCUCCUGGUUAUGUUGGACAUGAAGAAGGUGGAUUGUUUGAACAAGUGCGAAGAAAACCAUAUGCAGUCGUAUUAUUGGAUGAACUGGAAAAGGCGCAUAAGGAUGUGGCGAAUGUGUUACUGCAAGUACUGGACGAAGGCUUUAUUCAUGAUUCCAAGGGACGCAAGAUCGAUUUUAGAAACACCAUUGUGGUGAUGACAUCCAACCUUGGUGCUCAUCUUCUAGCUGAACAAGCCGACUUGGUCAACAUUGCCGACUCGAUUGUGCUCAAGGAACAAAUCCUGCAAAUUGUACGACAUCAUUUCAGCCCUGAAUUCACCAACCGUAUCGACGAACUGGUCAUCUUCAACCGUCUCACACAAAGCAACAUCACCGAUAUUGUGGAUGUACGACUCAAAGAAGUAAGUCAGCGUCUAUCUGAUCGCAAAAUCACCGUGGAUGUCUCCCACAAAGCAAAACUCUGGCUGGGUGAACAUGGUUAUGAACCCGUCUUUGGUGCCCGUCCUCUCAACCGUUUGAUUCAACAACAAGUCUUGAAUCCAUUGGCUCGCUUGAUCAUCGAUGGUGGUGUGCGUAAUGGUGAAACCGCUCAUGUGGAUGUUAAUACACACAACGAUAUCGUCAUUGCAAGAAAUCAUGAAAUGGAAUCAGAUUAUGAAGUGGAAGAACCUCUUGACUCGGAUAAUGAAAUGGCUAUGGAUGAAGAUUUAGAUUAGGAUUGUUUUUUUUUUUAUUAUUAAAAAAGUAUAGUGUUGUAUAUAUUAAUUAGUUUACCUUCAAUAAAAAUGUUAUUUGCAUCUUUCUGUUUUUGAUAAACUGGGAUGA
Halteromyces radiatus is the source of this 2856-nucleotide messenger RNA. Its product is annotated as putative HSP100 protein. NCBI's taxonomy places the organism in Eukaryota, Fungi, Mucoromycota, Mucoromycetes, Mucorales, Cunninghamellaceae. The transcript has 2 exons. Gene Ontology annotation, biological process: cellular response to heat. The record is from RefSeq and is a predicted model, not a curated record. Gene Ontology annotation, molecular function: ATP hydrolysis activity; ATP binding. The coding region runs from base 69 to 2747 and encodes 892 amino acids. Gene Ontology annotation, cellular component: cytoplasm.